CAAAAAAAAAAAAAAGAAAAAAGAAAAAAAAAUCACACACAAACAAUAAGAGCAAGUAAGCCUGAGCACUCUAUAUAAUCAGGCUAAGGCAACACUAAUCUCUGACAAGCCUAAAACUCAAGAAAUUAAAGCCUUCUCUCAAAUUUUCCAUGGCCCUAAGUGAAAUGUCGUAUUACCUUCUGUUCCUUAUUUGGUUCAUCACUGCCCUUCUAGUCCACUAUUUCAUCAAACAUGCAUUCUUCAAACCUCCUACCAAACUCCACACUCCACCUAGCCCACCAGCUCUACCUCUUAUCGGCCACCUCCAUCUAAUCGGCUCAGUCCUACCCAGUUCUUUCCAAGCACUAGCUCGUCGCUACGGUCCACUCAUGCAAAUCCGUUUAGGGGCAUCAACAUGUGUUGUUGCCUCCAGUGCUGCUGUAGCCAAAGAAAUUUUCAAAACCCAAGAUCUCAAUUUCUCUUCCAGACCUGAAUUUGGCUCCUCUGAAUACUUCAUCUAUAGAGGAUCAAGAUUUGUCACUGCUCAAUACGGUGAUUAUUGGAGGUUCAUGAAGAAGCUAUGCAUGACAAGGCUACUUGCUGUUCCUCAACUUGACAAAUUUUCUGAUAUCCGUGAUCAGGAAAAGAUCAAGCUUGUCGAAUCGGUGAUGAGAUGUGCUACAGAGGGAAAAAUAUGUGAUUUGACCAGUGAAUUUACUACUUUAACAAACAAUACUAUUUGUAGGAUGGCAAUGAGCACAAGGUGUUCAGGUAGUGAUAAUGAUGCUGAAGAGAUUAAGGGGUUGGUUAAAACUUGUUUAGAGCUUGCAGGGAAGUUAAGCUUAGGUGAUGUUUUAGGUCCUUUCAAGAUUUUUGAUUUCUCUGGAACUGGGAAGAAGCUAGUUGGGGCAUUGAAGAAGUAUGAUAGACUAGUAGAGAGGAUAAUUAAGGAACAUGAAGAGAAGGUUUUGAAAGGUCUUGUUGGGGACAGAAAGGAUUUAAUGGAUAUAUUGUUGGAGAUAUAUAAUGACCCAACUGCUGAAAUUAGAUUGUCUAAAAAUGACAUCAAGUCUUUCUUGCUUGACAUAUUCUUUGCAGGCACAGACACAUCGUCAGCAGCCAUGCAAUGGGCCAUGGGGGAGCUUAUAAACAGUCCAAGAGCAUUCAAGAUACUAAGAGAUGAGAUCAAUACAGUAGUGGGAUCGAACAGGCUAGUCAAAGAAUCAGACGUCCCAAAUCUUCCAUACCUAAGAGCAGUCGUAAGAGAAACUCUAAGGCUUCAUCCAUCAGCACCAUUGAUCAUUAGAGAAUGUGGAGAAGACUGCAAGGUAAACGGAUCAAUUAUUAAGAAUAAAACAAGAGUUCUUGUCAAUGUUUUUGCAGUUAUGAGGGACGAAGAUUCUUGGACUAACCCAGAUGAGUUCUUGCCUGAAAGAUUUAUGGAAAGUUCUGAAGAGAAAAUUGGUGAGCAUCAAAUGGAAUUUAAAGGUCAGAAUUUUCGUUACCUUCCAUUUGGAAGUGGAAGAAGAGGAUGUCCUGGUGCAUCACUUGCCAUGCUGGUUAUGCAUGCAGCUGUUGGAGCAUUGGUUCAGUGCUUCGAUUGGAAAGUUAAGGAUGGUGAUAGAGCUGAUUUGAGCUUAGGGUCUGGAUUUGCUGCAGAAAUGGCUACCCCUCUUGUUUGUUACCCUAUUAAACAUAUGAAUCCAUUUUAAGAACUAUACAUCAUUAAAGUUUCAACAAUAAGCAAGGCCUUGUUUCUAUGGGGGGGCACUACUUGUUUAAAGUGUGUUACAAUGUCAACUACUAGGAUUAGCUUGAGAUGUUAAACUUCAAGUGGUAAUGCUCUUCACUUAUGUUAAGAUAAGAAAUAAGGAAUUGUAUGUUUCGAAGUUCUUUGGCUUAUGCUUUGAUUAUGUUAAGAAAAGAAUUAUGACAAAUAUUGUCAAUAUUAGAAUUGGCUUGUUCGCCUUUUGAA
This is a messenger RNA of Ricinus communis (castor bean), 1954 nucleotides long. RefSeq names its product 3,9-dihydroxypterocarpan 6A-monooxygenase. Gene Ontology annotation, cellular component: membrane. The record is from RefSeq and is a predicted model, not a curated record. NCBI's taxonomy places the organism in Eukaryota, Viridiplantae, Streptophyta, Magnoliopsida, Malpighiales, Euphorbiaceae. Bases 150 to 1691 code for a protein of 513 amino acids. Gene Ontology annotation, molecular function: oxidoreductase activity, acting on paired donors, with incorporation or reduction of molecular oxygen, NAD(P)H as one donor, and incorporation of one atom of oxygen; heme binding; iron ion binding. The transcript is spliced from 2 exons.